This is a messenger RNA of Geodia barretti, 792 nucleotides long. NCBI's taxonomy places the organism in Eukaryota, Metazoa, Porifera, Demospongiae, Tetractinellida, Geodiidae. The record is from the annotation of a GenBank genome assembly.
CAAUUGGUCAAUCGAACAGCGAUUAUAACAGGGGCUGGAUCGGGUAUAGGUCGUGCGACUGCCCGCCGAUUCGCCGCCGAGGGAGCCCGCAUCGUAGUGGCGGACAUCAACGACGCUGCUGGAAUGGAAACCGUUGCGGCAAUCGAAGGUGAGGGGGGAACUGCUCGGUUUGCGCAUACCGAUGUAACGGCCUCCACCGAGGUCGAAGCGAUGGUUUCUCAGACGGUUGAUGCUUACGGCGGCGUUGAUAUUUUGGUGAACAAUGCCUACUUCUGCGAUGGAGACGAUAUUCUCACCGUUGAUGAGGAACUGUGGAAUAGAAAUAUCAGCGGAUGCUUGUCAAGUGCCUUCCUCUGCUGUAAGGCGGUCUUGCCGCACAUGAUUGACCAGCGCAAAGGGGCGAUUGUCAACAUUGCAUCCGUGAACGGGCUGCUCGGGCUCGGCGAGGAGGCAUACAGUGCCGCCAAAGCAGGGGUUAUUUCGCUGACGCAAAACAUCGCUGUCCGCUACGGAGAGCACGGUGUCCGCGCCAAUUCAAUCUGUCCGGGAUCUAUUCAAACACCUGCGUGGACAGCAGUGCUUGAAAAAGAUCCAGACCUCUUUAACCGUCUGUCGAAAUGGUAUCCGCUCAAGCGGGUUGGCAAGCCUGAAGAAAUCGCUGCGGCUGCCCUCUUUCUGGUAUCAGACCAAGCAUCUUUCGUCACAGGGACAAACCUCAUCGUCGAUGGUGGACUGACUGCCGGGCUGAAGCGUAUGGGCGAAGAACUGGUAGGAGAGGGUACGGAAAUUUGA